This is a messenger RNA of Lachancea nothofagi CBS 11611, 918 nucleotides long. Lineage: Eukaryota; Fungi; Ascomycota; Saccharomycetes; Saccharomycetales; Saccharomycetaceae. The record is from the annotation of a GenBank genome assembly.
AUGUCUUACAAUCCAUACGCAUACGCCGCCGAAAAUGGUGGCAAUAUGAAUUUGAACGAAAGAUCUCAACCGGCACCACAGGCGACACAUCACCAACCGUCUUUUGGUUCCCAUGUUCCUAACCAGCCUGCUCCCAACGCUCAAAGUAAUGGAUUCCCGUUUCAGGGCCCAAGUUCGUCUAUGGCAUAUCAGUUGGGACAAUCUGCAUUCUCAAACUUCAUUGGCCAAGACAACUUCAAUCAGUUUCAAGAGAACUUAACCAAGGCUACGGGGGAUUCCUCUGCUGUGUCGCACUAUUUUCAAGUCUCCAACAGCUACGUGUUCCGCAAACUAAAAAUCAUCCUACUGCCCUUUCUUCAUCGCAGCUGGCAAAGACUUCCCAACCCACAAAACGGGACAAACGGAGGACCCAGUUUUCAAGUUCCUCGUGUUGACGUCAACUCGCCUGACAUGUAUAUCCCAGUAAUGGGCCUUGUCACAUAUAUCCUAUGCUGGAACUUCCAACAAGGGCUUCGGGGGUCAUUUGACCCUGGGAACUUAUACCAGAGACUCUCUACUACCCUGGCUUCCGUUCUAAUGGAUUUAUUUAUUCUUAAGAUGGGCCUUUUCUUGCUGGUUUCAGCUAAAUCUCCUACUACAAGCAUCAUCGAGCUGGCAUGCUAUGUCGGUUACAAGUUUAUCCCUUUGACUCUGGCUUUGAUUUUGCCUUCAACUCCAUACUUUGUGUCCGUGGUAGGCAAAGUAUACCUCCUGAUAGCUUUCGGUGUAUUUUUACUAAGAUCGGUCAAGUUUAAUCUGUUUCUCGACAGCGGCAACGAUGUUCACACAGUCAAAAAAAGCGUUGUAAAAAAAUGCAAUUACUUCUUGUUCAUGUAUGGGUUCGUGUGGCAAAGUGUGUUGAUGUGGUUGAUGGGAUGA